Messenger RNA from Coniosporium apollinis CBS 100218, 5022 nucleotides. RefSeq lists its product as uncharacterized. Gene Ontology annotation, cellular component: PAN complex; P-body. Gene Ontology annotation, biological process: gluconeogenesis; mRNA processing; nuclear-transcribed mRNA poly(A) tail shortening. The transcript is spliced from 11 exons. Gene Ontology annotation, molecular function: nucleic acid binding; poly(A)-specific ribonuclease activity; ATP binding. The coding region runs from base 1 to 5022 and encodes 1673 amino acids. The record is from RefSeq and is a predicted model, not a curated record. Lineage: Eukaryota; Fungi; Ascomycota; Dothideomycetes.
AUGGUUGCCAACAGCGUAAACAAGACCGCUCUUCACCCAAGUGGUGUCCAGCCGCAGCGGGAGCACACCGAGAUAGAGGAGGAGCUGCACACGAGGGCGCACAUUGACUAUGACCGCGUAGCGAUCAUUGCCAAUCCCUCUGUCGCUGCUCUCUACGAGGAUGCCCUCGUCUACGAGACCGGCUCUGCCAUCACCUCGACUGGCGCUCUCUCCGCCUACUCUGGCGCAAAGACUGGCCGGUCACCGUCAGACAAGCGCAUUGUCAAAGAAGAGGGCUCCGAGAAGGACGUGUGGUGGGGACCGGUCAACAAGCCCAUGACACCAGACGUCUGGAAAAUCAACCGAGAACGUGCUAUCGACUACCUGAACACCAGGAACCGCAUCUACGUCGUCGAUGGCUUCGCCGGCUGGGACGAGCGCUAUAGGAUCCGCGUCCGGGUCGUGUGCGCGCGUGCGUACCAUGCCCUCUUCAUGCGAAACAUGCUCAUCAGGCCCAAGAGGGAGGAGCUUGAGGGCUUCCAUCCCGACUAUGUCAUCUACAAUGCUGGCGCUUUCCCUGCCAACAGGUUCACCACCGGCAUGACCUCAGCGACUUCAGUCGCCAUCAACUUCGCCGAGAAGGAGAUGGUCAUCCUCGGAACGGAGUACGCUGGUGAGAUGAAGAAGGGUAUCUUCACCGUGCUCUUCUACGAGAUGCCAGUCAAGCACGACGUUCUGACCCUCCACUCGUCGGCGAACCAGGGCAAGAGUGGUGAUGUAACGGUCUUCUUCGGCCUCUCAGGUACCGGCAAGACUACCCUGUCUGCCGAUCCGAAGCGUGCUCUCAUCGGCGACGACGAGCACUGCUGGAGUGAUAAGGGUGUCUUCAACAUCGAGGGCGGUUGCUACGCCAAGUGCAUUGGCCUGUCAGCGGAGAAGGAGCCUGAUAUCUACGGCGCCAUCAAGUUCGGCGCCAUAUUGGAAAACGUCGUAUUCGACCCCUCGACCCGAAUCGUCGACUACGAUGAUGCCACCCUGACUGAGAACACCCGCUGCGCCUACCCCAUCGAAUACAUCGAGAACACCAAGCUUCCAUGCAUCAGCGAUGGCCACCCCACCAACAUCAUCCUACUCACCUGCGAUGCUCGCGGUGUGCUACCACCAAUCUCGAAGCUCAACACUGAGCAAACUAUGUUCCACUUCAUCUCCGGCUACACCUCCAAGAUGGCUGGCACUGAGGACGGCGUCACCGAGCCGCAAGCCACCUUCUCGUCUUGCUUCGCGCAACCCUUCCUGGCGCUGCACCCCAUGCGCUACGCCAAGAUGCUGGCAAGCAAGAUCGCCGAGCACAAGGCCAACGCCUGGCUUCUCAACACCGGCUGGGUCGGUGCAGGCGCCACGACCGGCGGGAAGCGCUGCCCCCUCAAAUACACUCGCGCCAUCCUCGACGCCAUUCACUCCGGCGAGCUGGCCAAGGCCGAAUACGAGACCUACGAGACGUUCAAUUUGUCGGUGCCCAAGACCUGCCCUAAUGUGCCGGAUGAGCUGCUCAACCCAGCGAAGAGCUGGACCGGCACCGCGGAUUUCAAGACGGAGGUCAGGAAGCUCGGGGAGUUGUUCAAUGAGAACUUCAGGAAGUACCAGGACGAGGCGACGCCCGAGGUCCUCAAGGCGGGGCCGGAGAUCAAAUCCCGAGCCUCGCUGCCUCCGCCAGGCCCUCGAGCGCUGCCUACACCCGCAACGACCCUAGCUUUCGAUCCUCAGCAGGAGCUGUUAUGGGCCGGAAACGAAUUCGGCCGAGUCAAUUCCUUCUACGGCCCGAAGCUACAGAACUAUACACGAUGGAAGGCACACCCGAACGAAGGUCAUGUGAAGCAGAUUCUGCUCUGCGACAGAGGCGUCAUGUCCUUAUCGGCGACGAGUAUACACCUCUCCCUUAGAAAGGGGCUGAAUCAAUGGCAUCUUGGGCAUGAUGAGUUCAAGGACCUGCAAUGCAUGACCUUUACCUCUAGGGGCACGAAUGAGGUGCUGGUUGCCGGUCGACAAGAUACUAUGUUUAAAAUCGAUAUCGAGAAGGGAACCAUCUUAGCAACUCUUCCAGCCGAAGCCGAGUACAUGAUGAUGAAGAAAAGCACGCAGUAUAUAUGCGCAGCGACAAGUACGGGUGCCGUACACAUCAUCGAUCCGAAUUCGUUCAAGGUCAUCAAGCAGUGGGCAGCACAUAUGGGCGGCAUCAAUGACAUGGACACCCAAGCGACGUUCCUCGUAUGCUGUGGCUAUUCACUGCGACCCCAUCACGGUUACGUCUUGGAUGCUUAUGCGAGCGUCUUCGACCUCAAGACUCUGAUGCAACUACCGCCAAUCCCGUUCCAGACCGGAGCCGCUUUCGUGCGCAUGCAUCCCAAGAUGUCAACGACCAGCAUCAUUGCCUCUCAGAGCGGGCAGAUUCAGGUUGUUGACCUGAUGAACCCAAACUCAUUCAAUCUGCGCCAGGUCAACCUACCCUACGAAGUUUGGCUGAAGUUUCUGGAAAUUGCGCCCUCAGGCGAGGCUCUUGCCAUGGCUGAUACGCAGUGCAACAUAUAUCUGUGGGGUUCACCGACAAAGAUACAGAUCACGGAGUAUCCUCAGCCUACAGAGUUUGCUGAUACGCCUGCUCCGAUUCCAAAGUUGGAUUACUGGAACCCCGAAACACCAUUGAGUAGCAUCGGCAUGCCGUACUACAACGAAGUCCUCCUCUCUGCCUGGCCCUCUUACCUGGUCUCGGAAGUCGGCGCACCCCCAGCAAAGAUCGACCCAGCAAUACAGGCCAAUCUCAAACGAGCAGAUGUCGGCCUUUUUGCACCGAAUCCACGUACGAGGCAUCGGAACCAAGUGGAGGAUGCACGACGGUUCGAUAAAAAGGACGGCGCGAUACCGACCCCUCGAUUCUUGAGCGACAAACAGGCUACUCAAUCCGAGGUAGAGAGGGGCAUAGCUGAUGCGCUGAACGACCUUAUGCUUCAAGGUGCGACGAAGAAGAACGUGCCGCCGAUGUAUGGGAAUGUGGAGAUUAAGUAUAGUAAAUUUGGGGUUGAUGACUUCGACUUCGAGUUUUACAACAAAACCAAGUUUUCUGGCCUAGAGACCCACAUCGCCAAUUCUUACGCCAAUCCGCUUCUGCAAGUCUACAAGUUCACUCCUGUUCUAAGGAACCUAGCGUUACAACAUGCGGCGACAUCUUGUCUCUACGAGACCUGCUUGCUGUGCGAGAUGGGUUUCCUGUUUGACAUGCUGGAGAAGGCAAGCGGACAGAACUGCCAGGCUACGAACUUCCUGAAGACGUUCAGCGGCCUUUCUCAAGCUCAAUCGUUUGGUUUGCUGGAAGAGCACUCACCUGAUACUGCUUUGACGGUUAUGAUACAGAACUUCAACCGCUUCUUGCUCGACAAGAUAGCUACGGAUUACAGGCAGAUAUCGCCAUCCCCGAACCAUAUGGAGCAGGCAUUGGCAACCGCAGCUGUAUCACACAUCCGCUGCUCAGGGUGCUAUCACGAAUCAGUCCGCCCUGGAAACUCUUACCUACACGAGCUCUUCUACAGCCCUAAGAUUGCGUCAAAGUCUCCCGGGCGCGGAGGGGCACCAACGUUUUCACAAGUGCUCAAAGAGAGCGUCGAGCACCAGCACCAGACGCGUGCCUGGUGCGAUCGAUGCAAGCGCUACCAGCCUCUGACGACGAAGAAAUCGAUACAGGGCGUGCCUCCUGUACUCAUGAUUAAUGCAGCAGUGCAGAGCGAUGCGGCGAAGCAGUUGUGGGCUACGCCGAAUUGGCUGCCACAGGAGAUAGGCAUCAUCCUGGAUGGUGGCCACUUUUUCUGCUAUGAGGGUCAAGACAUUAAGAGCCAUCUGGAGCGGGGUAUAUUCGAUAUGAAGGUCUACGAGCUCAUUGGUGUGGUUGCGGACGUUAACAGUGGGGAGCAUCAGAAGCCGCAUCUGGUGUCGAUGAUCGAUGUUGAACCAUCAUCUCAAUCACCGCAAACUGAAAACCAGUGGCAUCUCUUCAACGACUUCUUGGUGCAUCCAAUCACGAAGGAGGAAGCCCUACGCUUCGACACGACCUGGAAGCUCCCAUCUAUCCUCACAUACCAAGCCAAACUCCACAGUCAUGCCAUAGAUGAUACGUGGAAGGAGCACAUCGACCCCUCACUGCUAUGGAUGCCACGGGCCUCACUCCGAGACAGAUCCAGCGAGUUGAGGCUGCUAGACCCCUCAACCGAGUCCCCCAAGCCCGGCUACCCGGUUGCAAUCGACGCCGAAUUCGUAGCACUCCAGCGCGAAGAAAUCGAAGUCAAAGCCGACGGCACUCGCGAAACCGUGCGCCCGUCCCGCCUCGGCCUCGCCCGCGUUUCGGUCUUGCGCGGCGCGGGCGCAGAUAUGGGUCUCCCGUUCAUAGACGACUAUAUUGCGAUCCAGGAGCCCAUCGUGGACUAUCUGACGGAGUUCAGCGGGAUCCAUCCAGGGGACCUCGACCCCAACACGUCGCCGCACGCGCCUGUGAGCUUGAAGGUCGCGUACAAGAAGCUCUGGAUCCUGCUCAACCUCGGCUGCGUCUUCGUGGGCCAUGGUCUCCCCAAGGACUUCCGCACUAUUAAUAUCCAUGUCCCGAAAAGCCAGGUCGUGGAUACGGUCACGCUAUUUCACCAGAAGAGCCAGAAGCGGAAACUCAGCCUCCGCUUUCUGGCUUGGUGCGUGCUGCAUGAGGAGAUCCAGCAGGCGGAGCACGACAGCGUUGAGGAUGCGCGCACGGCGCUCAGGCUCUGGCGUAAGUGGGUAGAGUAUGUGGACGCGGGCGUCGAGGAGCAGGUCCUCGAGGAAGUGUAUAGAAAGGGUAGGGAGGUCGGGUUCAAGCCGCCGGGUGCAAGGCCCAGAGGCGUCGAGAGGGAGAAUGGACGCGAGACGCCGGAGCUGGGUGGGGCGAGUCCGGCGGUUACGCCUGCAAGGAAAGCGGUCGGGUUGGCUUUUGGGAUGGGCAGGAGUGGGGGCUUUGGGAGUCCGAUGAGGUAG